Molecule: messenger RNA, 3130 nt
Organism: Poeciliopsis prolifica (blackstripe livebearer)
Lineage: Eukaryota; Metazoa; Chordata; Actinopteri; Cyprinodontiformes; Poeciliidae
Product: major facilitator superfamily domain-containing protein 12-like
Exons: 11
Coding region: 639-2075 (478 amino acids)
Biological process (GO): carbohydrate transport
Cellular component (GO): membrane
Molecular function (GO): symporter activity
Source: RefSeq, a predicted model, not a curated record
CCUACAUUGUUUACGUCUUCGUUAAAGCCAGGUGAGGGCCAGCUCAGGGACCAGACAGAUUCAUAACUGUCACGUGUUUUCAUUUUUGCGAAAUGUUAAGAACAGAAGACAGUGGAGCAGUUUCUGUCUGGUUUAAAGAUAAAGGCCUGGUGUGAGUUUAAUUAGCUAAAGUGUUCUGUUGUUGACGUAUCUUCGUAGCUCGUGUUUCAUAUGUAGCUGGUGACACUUGUUUAAAGAAGCGCACACGUCAGACAUCUGCGGUAGAGAAACCCCUCCUUCGUUCCCUGGUGUUUUGUUUCGGUUUGUGUCCUUUCUGUGAUGCUCCUCCUGUCUUUACAGCUCCUCGCUGACUGUCAGCUGACAAGCUGAUUAAAAGCGGAAAGAACAACAUAAGCUGAUGGAAUAAUCUUUACUCUUUCCCUCGUGCUGGGACAAUACGUUGGUUGGUAAACAAACGUAGCCAGCAUGUUUAUUUGUUUUCUUUAAGAACAUUGUUACUGAAAAAGAAUAAGGAACCAAUACCUUUUUGGGGGGUGGAGGUUCAGAGAUGUCAGUCUAGUCUGCUUGAAUAAUUUGAAGCCAUUUCAACUUGAUGAAAGCGCGUGCAGAGUUCCUCCUUUGAACCCUCGAGAGCCAUCAUGUCGGACACUGAGAGGUCUCUGCCCGCUGUCAGAAAGCUCAGCUAUGCUGUGGGACACUUUCUCAACGACCUGUGCGCCUCCAUGUGGUUCACAUACUUACUGGUGUUCUACCACUCAGUGCUGGGAUUCCAGAACACAAAUGCAGGUGUCUUGUUGCUGGUUGGUCAGAUAGCUGAUGGCAUCUGUACACCCCUCGUUGGCUAUGAGUCAGACCAAACCUCUGGUUGUGGAAACUAUGGCAAGAGGAAGACCUGGCAUUUGGUUGGCACGGUGUGUGUGGUGGUGUCCUUUGCCUUCGUCUUCAACCAGUGCCUUGGCUGUGACCCCAACACUCCUCAGUGGGCCAGCUUGAUCUACUUUGCCCCAUUCAUCAUCAUCUUCCAGUUUGGGUGGGCUGCCACGCAGAUCUCACACCUGUCUCUCAUCCCAGAGCUGGUCACCUGUGAGCAUGCUAAAGUGGAGCUCACUGCAUACAGGUAUGCAUUCACUGUCACAGCCAACAUCACAGUGUAUGCCCUUGCUUACCUGCUGUUCCACGUUCAGACUGGAGAGGACGAAGACUCUCUCGGACCAGCAGAUACUAACAUCUUUAGGAACCUGUCAUUGAUUGUGUUGGGGAUCGGCGCUCUCUUCGCUGCUUUCUUCCACCUGGGAACCACAGAGUGCCCCAAUCACAAAGGCAGUAGGGAGGAAGAGGAGGCUGAAGAGGAGGCUGAAGGGGAACGAAGGCCGCUGCUACCUUCUUCCUCUGUUUCUUCAUCCCAUCUGCAGUGGAAAUGUUGGCUCCGGCAGCCUUCCUUCUACCAGGUGGCCUUACUCUACAUGUCCACCAGGUUAAUUGUCAAUCUGUCCCAGACCUACAUCUCCAUGUAUCUCAUAAACACUCUUGGCCUGCCCAAGAAAUACAUUGCAACGAUCCCAUUAGUGAUGUAUCUGAGUGGCUUCCUGUCCUCCUUCAUCAUGAAGCCUGUCACAAAACGCAUUGGAAAAAGUCUCACUUACUUUGUGGGCCUCCUACUGAUCAUGGCCUUCUCUUACUGGGUGCUGCUAGACGACAAGAUGGGUCAGCAGAUCUACGGGGCUGCGGUGCUGCUGGGGGCUGGAUCAGCCACCAUCCUGGUCAUAUCCCUAUCCAUGACCGCUGAGCUGAUCUCAGAUCAGACGCAAAGCGGAGCGUUUGUGUACGGAGCCAUGAGCUUCACCGAUAAACUGGCCAAUGGAGUCACAGUUAUGAUGAUUCAAGCUCUGCACCCCUGCCACACGGUGGUGUGCUGCCCAGCCUGUGUGUGGUUUUAUCACUACAUUAUGGUCAUAGUGACGGGGGGCGUGGCUGUCGUUGCAGCAUUGGCGCUCUGCUCCAUCCUCAUCUGGCCAAUCAGGAUCAGAGCACGUGGCCUACAAGUCAUCUCUCAUGGUUCCACCUCAGUUAACUGAGAGCCGGACGGGGCCGCCUUCGCCUUACUGGGAACUCUGGUCUUAGAUGGACAGCAGCGACACUCACAGGGUUCUCCUGUCUAAUUGGAAACAGGAGAAACAAGAUUGAAGCUAAUCUUGUUUCUCAGAUUAGCAUUUUCACUGGAAUGUCUUGGAAAUCCCAUCUUAAAUAACCUCUACACUAGGCUGACACUUGGUUGCCAUCAUUUUCUAGAAUUGUUUGGUGCGUGAGAUAAAAUUAUUAUACGGGUCCAAUUCAUUGUGUUCUAGAGAUGAGGCCUUCCUCUGAAUGAAAGCAAACACAACAGGAGUCCAGCCUUUUCCUGUUUUACAUUUUAAACACUAAGAAAUUAUGAUGAAGUCAACAUGUAAAUCACUAGUGAGCUCAGUGGAUAAACCACUAAAUCAGUGGACCGGAUCCUAAAACCACACUACGCCCCAACAGGACUAAGCUGAAGGAGUUCAUCGUUCAUCUUGUAGAGAGGACCCCUGCUGUAAUUCCUCUUAUUUUUUGGGUGUGUUUGUUUUACGCAGGGGAAAGAAAAGUGUAAUUUUUUUUUUCAACAUAUUUUAAUCAAUUUGUGUUAUACCCAAAAAAAAAAUAACUUUUUUUUUUGAUAUAACUUAACAAAAGGGACAUGCUGCAGCUUUAAUCAACCGAACGAAGCGAGAGCACUUCCUGUUGUGCUUUCUGGAGAUCGCUUCUCGUUCAGAGUCAUGCAGGUUGAGCUUUAACCAUCUGAACCCAAAGAUCAUUGUAAAAUGAAAUAAAACUUGAAAUAGUGGAGCUGCACCUAACUUUGAAAUCUUUAAAAGGGAUCAAUGUCUAUUUCAUGUACUAAUGGAAUAAUGAAAGGAAUCUUCUUGGUGGAGCAGCACAGCUGAACUAUGUCUGACUGGGAACACUGGGAAGAGCUGUUGACCAAACUCUGAACCAAAGCUGAGCUCUGACUCAGGUGACCAUCUGGUCUGCUUCACCUGUGUAAAAAAUAUUGAAUUGAUGAAGGGAUUAUUGUUAAGGAGCUGAAACAAUAAAGUGUGUAAACCUGCCUGAA